GAGGCUAGCCUGGUCUACAAAGCGAGUCCAGGACAGCAAGUGUGGGGACCUGAGUUUGGAUCCCCUGCACCCACAUAAAGUCAAGUGUGGCCAUGUAUUCCCUACAGGCCCAGUAUGGCGGAGAAGGGGGAGUGGGGAAAGGAUGACCCCUGCGGCUCACUGGCCAGCCAUUCUGACAGAAGCCAUGAAUUCUGGGUUCAGUGAGAAACUCGGUCUCAAAAAAAGUCCCUCUCCCAGCACCAUGCCCCAGCUGUACACAAGGCGGAAGUGAGGGGCCAGGUGUGGCCCUGCCCAGGGCAGCAUGACCAAGCCUCGGCUCUUCCGGCUGUGGCUGGUACUGGGGUCGGCCCUCAUGAUCCUUCUGAUCAUUGUAUACUGGGACAACGUGGGCACCGCCCACUUCUAUCUGCACACGUCACUGUCCAGGCCGCACAUCCUAGAACCCCUUCCCACCCCGGGGCUGCGUGAGGAGACCGUGUUCGCUUCCGACGUGGACGAGUUUUUGGAUAUCCUUCUUAGUUCUGAUGCGAAGCAGAGCGACCUUUCCGAAAGAAAAACUGAGCAGCCCCCGGUGCUUGCCCCCAGCAAGCCAGUGCUGAGCCGCAUGGAGGAGAACGUGAGAGGCUACGACUGGUCCACCCAUGAUGCCCAGCAGAGCCCAGACCGGGACCGGCAACAGGCCGAGAGGAGGAGCCUGCUGAGAGACUUCUGUGCCAACGCCAGCCUGGCGUUCCCCACUAAGGACCGUUCCUUUGAUGACAUCCCCAAUUAUGAACUGAACCACCUGAUCGUGGACGACCGCCACGGGGUCAUCUACUGCUACGUGCCCAAGGUGGCCUGCACCAACUGGAAGCGAGUGAUGAUCGUGCUGAGCGAGAGCCUGCUGGACCGGGGCAGCCCCUACCGAGACCCCCUGGACAUCCCCCGGGAGCACGUGCACAACUCCAGCACGCACCUAACCUUCAACAAGUUCUGGCGCCGCUACGGGAAGUUCUCCCGUCACCUCAUGAAGGUCAAGCUGAAGAAAUACACCAAGUUCCUGUUCGUGCGCGACCCCUUCGUGCGCCUCAUCUCAGCCUUCCGCAGCAAGUUCGAGCUGGAGAACGAGGAGUUUUACCGCAGGUUCGCGGUGCCCAUGCUCCGGCUGUACGCCAACCAUACCAGCCUGCCCGCCACGGUCAGCGAGGCCUUCAGGGCCGGCCUCAAGGUCUCCUUCGCCAACUUCAUCCAGUACCUGCUGGACCCACACACCGAGAAGCUGGCGCCCUUCAAUGAGCACUGGCGCCAGGUGUACCGCCUCUGCCACCCGUGCCAGAUAGACUACGACUUCGUGGGGAAGCUGGAGACACUGGAUGAAGAUGCUGCCCAGCUCCUGAGGUCCCUCAAGGUGGACUCCCAGCUCCACUUCCCCCCCAGUUACCGGAACAGGACGGCCAGCAGCUGGGAGGAGGGCUGGUUUGCCAACAUCCCCCUGGCCUGGAGGCAACAGCUCUAUAAACUGUACGAGGCCGACUUUGUUCUCUUUGGCUACCCCAAACCAGAAAACCUGCUCAGGGACUGAGCUCCCCAACACCAAAUAAGCUCCCAACUGUACGGCUGUUCCCGUCAGGCGGUCCUUUGAGGAUGGGGGUCCUGUGGCCUCCCGGGUUCUCUCCUGGCUUCCUUUCCUUCCUGGUGUGACAGGCAGAGGAUGCCGCGCCUUUCCCACAGGGAGACCACAGUCCAGCGAAGGCCCCCAGCACCCCACACUCCAGGGUUUUGCACACGCGCCCCCACCCUUUUGCAAUCUGGGUUUGUUUACUCCACAGCCUGUAUUCACGGAACAGGAACACUGUGUUAAUACUGUUUUCUAAGAUUAAUAUAUUUCAGAUAUAUUUAAUAAGAAAGUGGGAGGGAGCUGGAGUAAAGUGUGGCACCCCGCACCAUUGCACUCUUGUGGUUCUUUGGGUCAGGCAA
Acomys russatus (golden spiny mouse) is the source of this 1956-nucleotide messenger RNA. RefSeq names its product carbohydrate sulfotransferase 12 (gene Chst12). Gene Ontology annotation, molecular function: sulfotransferase activity. Gene Ontology annotation, biological process: carbohydrate biosynthetic process; proteoglycan biosynthetic process. Gene Ontology annotation, cellular component: membrane. The transcript has 2 exons. NCBI's taxonomy places the organism in Eukaryota, Metazoa, Chordata, Mammalia, Rodentia, Muridae. Bases 302 to 1561 code for a protein of 419 amino acids. The record is from RefSeq and is a predicted model, not a curated record.